Molecule: messenger RNA, 735 nt
Organism: Heterobasidion irregulare TC 32-1
Lineage: Eukaryota; Fungi; Basidiomycota; Agaricomycetes; Russulales; Bondarzewiaceae
Exons: 7
Coding region: 1-735 (244 amino acids)
Biological process (GO): cytoplasmic translation
Molecular function (GO): protein binding
Source: RefSeq, a predicted model, not a curated record
AUGUCUUCCGACGUCCUACUAGAAGAAUUCGAGGUUCUUGAAUCGAUCUACCCCGACGAGUUCACGAGGUUAUCCGAAAGAGUAAUCAAGGUCGAUGUAGAACCAGAAGACAUCGAUGACAACGACUCAUUGAAGCUGUCGUUGACGGUCGAAUACACCGAUGGCUACCCAGAUAUGCUGCCUCUUCUCUCAUUGGAGCCUCUCGAUGGCGAACUCGAUGAGGCUGAAACUGCCGCUUUGAUAGAGAGUAUGCGGGCGGUGGGAGAAGAAAACGCGGGGAUGGCCAUGACAUUCACCAUCGUCUCACAUUUGCGAGAGCAAUUAUCCAAUCUCAUCCGUGAGAGGCAUGAACGCCGCAGAAAAGAAGACAUGGAAAAGGAGCGAAAAGUCCUAGAAGAGGAAGAAGCUCGCACGAGAGGGACACCUAUCACUGUCUCAUCAUUCUCAGCGUGGAAGUUCAAGUUCGACCAAGAGCUGGCAUUGAAGAAAGCUCGCGAGGACGAUGAAAAGAUGAAGGGUCUAUCCCUUAAGGAAAGAGAAGAGUAUAAAAAGCUUGCCACCCGACUGUCAGGUCGUCAAUUGUUCGAGCGUGAUAAGGAUCUGGCCAUAUCUGAUAGCACACUGGAGGAAGAAGGCCUGGUAUCUGUCGAUAUCAGCCAGUACGAGAGGACAAGAGAGCUCGAGGACGAGGACGAGGACGAGGACGAUCGUGUACACUUUAGCGACAGUGACUGA